Molecule: messenger RNA, 321 nt
Organism: Brugia malayi
Lineage: Eukaryota; Metazoa; Nematoda; Chromadorea; Rhabditida; Onchocercidae
Exons: 3
Coding region: 1-321 (106 amino acids)
Source: RefSeq, a predicted model, not a curated record
AUGGGAAAAAAAGCAAUUAUUUCGAUUCUUGGUGUUUUCUAUUUAAUAUAUAUGGAGAAAUGUUUUGCAAAAGUGCAAUGCAAACAUUCGGAAGUGCUGGUUCGUCUGGGACGCAAUGAGAAGCAUUCAGUUCCAAUUUGUCCAUCUACCAUUUCCAACUCAAAUAAGAGGGAAGAAUCGAAAUCGAAACAAUUCAAUGAAAAUGUCAUCAAAUGUGAUGGACUACUGUGCAGUAGAUGUCGAUGUAAUGUUAAAUUGGGUUAUAAGCUAUCAAAUAGUACUGAUCAGGCAGAAUGCGUAUUGAUUUGUCCAACAGUUUGA